This is a messenger RNA of Peromyscus leucopus (white-footed mouse), 1133 nucleotides long. Its product is annotated as H-2 class I histocompatibility antigen, Q10 alpha chain-like. Gene Ontology annotation, molecular function: signaling receptor binding; peptide antigen binding. Lineage: Eukaryota; Metazoa; Chordata; Mammalia; Rodentia; Cricetidae. Gene Ontology annotation, cellular component: external side of plasma membrane. The record is from RefSeq and is a predicted model, not a curated record. The coding region runs from base 153 to 1133 and encodes 326 amino acids. The transcript is spliced from 4 exons. Gene Ontology annotation, biological process: antigen processing and presentation of endogenous peptide antigen via MHC class Ib; antigen processing and presentation of endogenous peptide antigen via MHC class I via ER pathway, TAP-independent; immune response.
UCUGCCUUAAACAGGUAUUCUUUCUCCCAUUGUAUGCCCAAAUUCUGGAGAAAGCCAGUCAGAGUCACCGUGGUCUCAUCCCUCAUCCAGUGCUAUAAAAUCCACAGAGAGGAACAAGGACCCAAUUUCUCCAGGCCUUUGAAACACCAAGGAUGAGAACCCCAGCUCCCCGAGGCUCCCUCCUGCUGCUCCUGGUUGCCCUGGCUCCAACUCUGACCCAAACCCGUGAGGUCCCUGGAGAAGGGAGGAGGCUUGGGUUCUUAUCACGCACACUGUCCCCAGGCUCACACUCACUACAGUAUUUGGACAUCGUUGUGUCCCGGCCUGGCCUCCCGGAGCCCCGGUACAUCUUUGUUGGCUACGUGGACGACGUACAGUUUGUGCACUUCGAUGGUGAUGCUCAAAGUCAGACAAUGGAGCCACGGGUGCCAUGGAUGGAGCGGAUAUCGCCAAAGCGUUGGGAGCAAGAGACACUGGGAGUCAACAAACAUAAAGCUGGAGAGCUCCUACAGGUGGCGAUCCACGAACACAAUCAGAGCCUGGACGUCUCUCACACUUUACAGUGCUUGACUGGCUGCACCAUCGGGCCGGACCGGCGCUUCCUCCGAGGGUACAGUCGGCAUGCCUAUGAUGGCCAGGAUUACGUAGCCCUGAACGAGGACCUGAAAAUGUGGAGGGUGGCUGACUCAGCGCCUCAGAUAACCCUGCAAAAGUGGAAGAAUUCUAUUCCGGCAGAGUUCCUCGGGGCUUACCUUGAGGUGGAGUGCGUGCAGACCCUCCUCAGACAUCUGAAGAUGGGCAAGGAUCUACUGUUGCGCGCAGAUCCCCCAAAGGCACAUGUGACCCAUCACCUCAGACCUGAAGGGGACGUCACCCUGAGGUGCUGGGCUCUGGGCUUCUAUCCUUCGGAGAUCACCCUGACCUGGCAGACAGAUGGGGAGGACCUGAAUCAGGACAUGGAGCUGGUGGAGACCAGACCUUCAGGGGAUGGAACUUUCCAGAAGUGGGCAGCUGUGGCGGUGCCUUCUGGGGAGGAACAGAGAUACACAUGUCAUGUGGUCCAUGAGGGACUGCCCAAGCCUCUCACUCUGAAAUGGGGUAAGGAGGAGAAUAGGCAUGGAAUUUGUUGGUAG